Molecule: messenger RNA, 1297 nt
Organism: Glycine soja
Lineage: Eukaryota; Viridiplantae; Streptophyta; Magnoliopsida; Fabales; Fabaceae
Exons: 2
Coding region: 67-678 (203 amino acids)
Biological process (GO): regulation of DNA-templated transcription
Cellular component (GO): nucleus
Molecular function (GO): DNA-binding transcription factor activity; sequence-specific DNA binding; protein dimerization activity
Source: RefSeq, a predicted model, not a curated record
CUCUGAAUUUCCCUUGAGGAAUACAAAGACACAAGACGAUCGAGUGAGGAAAGUAUAUUGACCAAGAUGCAAGGCCACGCUGAAACUAAUAACUCUAUCAUGGCACCGCUCUCUCAAAUCCCACCUUCUUCUUCUCUUCACCCUUCAAACAUUGCUGAAACGGGUAACAUCUACACCACCACCUCCAGAAAGCGUGUUAAGAAAAUGGACCACACCAAUUGCGAGAGCCUCAACGUGGAACGUGAAAGAAGGUCGAAGAUGACUCAAAUGUUCACUCAGCUUCAAACCACUGUCCCUGGUGUCUUACCUCAGGCUACAAGGGAAGUGAUUAUAAACGAGACAAUUAAGUACAUUAAGGAGCUUGAGAUGAAGAUGCAAAAGCUGGAGGAGUUGAAGGAGUCAAUGAAAGAAGGGUCCAUAUUGCUUGCAUGUGGUAACAACAACAUGAAUUGCUCCGUCACGGUUUCUGUCUCUGCUAAUGUUGCAUUCUUUGGUAUUCAAUCCCUGCCUCGAUCCGGUUUGGUCUCGGUGAUCAUGAAGGUGUUCUGCAAGCACCGAGCUGAGAUUUUGGCUGCAAAUGUCUCAGUUAAUAAUGGGAAAUUGAUAUUGGCAAUCACGGCGAUGGUGCAAAAUGGUGGUGUCGUUGAAAAUAUUAGAAGACAAAUUUUGAGUUUGUAGGUUCAAACUCUUGCUUUUAAUUUUUAAACGGAGGACAUUAAUUGCACGGUGUUUGAGUUUGGUACCAUGUGUGUGUUUUGUUUACACACACACAAGGGGAGCUAACCCAAUACUAUAUUAUAGAGAGCAGAGAUUAUGAUUCGUGGGAGAAGAAUUAGCAGGAGGCAGUGAUUAUUCUGUUAAGUCAAAAUAGUCAGAUUAUAUGGUUCAUUGCAUUCUGUUAAGUAGAAACUACUUCCAUUUUUCUCAAAUCUAAUGUGAACAAAAAAAAAAUAGUAAAACUCGAGUUGGAGAUGUAUAUCCAAAUAUACGUUAAGAGACGUUGAAUGGCUAGGUAGAUCCACCCAGACACCUUGGGCAUGUACAGGCGUUGAGUUGGAGUUCCUGUUUCAAUAUCCCUUCAACAGUAAUUAGACUGGGGCAUGUACAUGCGUUGUAACUUUUACUUUACUGAGAAAAUUUUCUCUCCCGAGACUUUUUAUCCUCAACUCUACAUUUUUCUGUUCCUUUCAUUUUCUUUCUUCUAUCAAUUAUCCACAUAAUCCUUUUACCACACAUUCCCUCCCUCCUUGUCAUUACCCAAUGCCGAUCAUUGUUGGUGGGGAGUUAAGCUCCGACA